Messenger RNA from Saccostrea cuccullata (small rock oyster), 1294 nucleotides. Its product is annotated as omega-amidase NIT2-like. Bases 188 to 1030 code for a protein of 280 amino acids. Gene Ontology annotation, cellular component: mitochondrion. NCBI's taxonomy places the organism in Eukaryota, Metazoa, Mollusca, Bivalvia, Ostreida, Ostreidae. The transcript has 10 exons. Gene Ontology annotation, biological process: L-glutamine metabolic process; oxaloacetate metabolic process. Gene Ontology annotation, molecular function: omega-amidase activity. The record is from RefSeq and is a predicted model, not a curated record.
ACUCGUUACCGUGGUCGGACCUCAGGCCUAAUCUAGAAUUUGACCUCAUCUGCUCUCAACAGUGUGUAUUGUAUACACAAAGAGGCAUGUCACGCCAAGGUUAUGCUUCUGUGAACAUAUGAGGCUGCCCCAUGUAAAACAACUUUAGUUCAGUAAUGGCAGUGACUUUUAUAACUAGGAGCAAACAAUGACGAACCGUAUGCGGAUUGCCUUGCUUCAGUUAUUGGCAAGAGACACAAAGUCAAAAAUCCUCCAGAAGGCGGAGGAAUACAUAACACAAGCCGCAAAAAAUGAGACAAAACUUGCUAUUUUGCCGGAACUGUUCACCGUAGAACUACAUCCUCCCGUGAUGAUGGCGAACAAAGAAAGCAUACCUGACGGAGAGACGUGUCAGCUGAUGUCCCACCUGGCCAAGAAACACAACAUGCAUAUUAUCGCAGGUUCUGUACCAGAAGAAAUAAAAGGAAGCGAGAAAAUGAAAAACACAACCGCCAUAUUCAAUCCAAAGGGAGAGUUGGAAGGGAGGUAUACAAAGAUGCAUUCUUUUGAUGUUGAUUUGGGAGAACAUUUAUGUAUUCAUGAAUCUGAGUGGUUUGAACAUGGACACAAACCGGCUACCUUCAAAACUGAUAUAUGUAAAGUUGGAGUAGGAAUCUGUAUCGACGUUCGAUUUCCUGAAGUAUCACGAUAUUACACAGAACAGGACUGUAAAUUGCACGUGUACCUUGGAGCUUUUAGCGCAGAGAGAACCGGACCUGCGCAUUGGGACGUCCUGUUGAGGGCACGUGCAAUCGACAACCAGGUUUACAUAGCAGCGUGUUCCCCCGCGGCAGAUAAAUCACACCAUUACGAGGCGUGGGGUCACAGUGCCGUGGUGGAUCCAUGGGGGAAGAUAAUAAGCCAGGCAGAGGGUGAAGAGGCUUUAAUAUAUGCUGAUCUAGAUAUGAAUUAUCUUAACAAAGUGAGAAGUCAACUUCCAACGGAAAACAUUCGUCGUAAAGAUCUGUAUCAUCUAACAUACAACUGGUAGUGGAAAAAAAGUGUCAACCAUAAAAAUGGUAUAACGAUUGUAUACAACAGCACUUGCUGUAAUUUCAAAGAGCAGAUAACUCGUAGUUACAAGGGAUUCCUAAAAGACAAUGCCCGGCAGAUAUGAAGUUGAAGAGUUGUGUAUACCUACGUAUCUUCAAAAUGUAGAUGAUGUAUCCUCAGUAACUGCAGAGAAGUUGUUUAUAUGUAGUCAAUAUUUAUGGUGCUUGUUAAGAUGUCCUAAAAUUAAAAUAUUAAACUUUAG